Aspergillus affinis is the source of this 1539-nucleotide messenger RNA. Its product is annotated as acyl-CoA dehydrogenase family protein. Gene Ontology annotation, molecular function: acyl-CoA dehydrogenase activity; flavin adenine dinucleotide binding; heme binding. The coding region runs from base 1 to 1539 and encodes 512 amino acids. NCBI's taxonomy places the organism in Eukaryota, Fungi, Ascomycota, Eurotiomycetes, Eurotiales, Aspergillaceae. The record is from RefSeq and is a predicted model, not a curated record. The transcript is spliced from 4 exons.
AUGGCCAAAGUUUUCUCCCGCGACGAGGUGGCCAAGCACACCUCCGAAGACUCGAUCUGGUGCAUCAUCGAUCACCGCGUCUAUGAUCUGACCGAUUUCCUCGAUGCGCACCCUGGCGGCAGCGUGGUGCUGGCCCAGGUGGCGGGCAAGGACGCCACGGCCGACUUCUACAACCUCCAUCGCCAGGAAGUGCUAGAUAAAUACCGCGACGAGCUCUGCGUUGGCACCGUCGCCGGUGAGACCCCCGAGGUCACGAGCCCCGAACCCGGCAGUCUCAGCCCUGUUCCCUAUGCCGAACCCCUGUGGUUGCGCCCACAGUUCAAGAGCCCCUACUACAAGGACAGCCAUCGUCGCUUGCAGCGUGCCGUGCGCGAGUUCACUGAUCGCUACGUUACCCCCGAGGCGCAGGAGAAGGAGAAGGACGGUACAUACAUCAGCCAAGAGUUGAUUGAUCGCAUGGCGGAGACAAACGUCCUGGCUAUGCGCCUGGGCCCGGGAAAGCAUUUGCAUGGUCGGAAGUUGCUGGGAGGCGUCGUGGACGGGGAAGAGUUCGAUUACCUGCAUGACAUGAUCGUGUCUCAGGAGCUAGUCAGAGCCAAUGCGCGAGGCUUCCAGGACGGAAACAUGGCCGGAAUGGCUAUUAGUCUAACGGCUGUCCAGCAGUGGCUCCCCAACGCUCCUCUUCGCGAGAAAAUUACGGCAGAGGUCUUGUCGGGCAAGAAGAAGAUGUGUUUGGCUAUUACCGAGGCAUUUGCGGGCAGUGAUGUGGCUGGUCUUCGCACCACGGCCGAAAAGACCCCUGAUGGCAAGCACUAUAUUGUCAACGGCACCAAGAAAUGGAUCACGAACGGCAUGUUCGCCGACUACUUCGUCACGGGCUGUCGCACGGAGAAGGGAUUCUCGGUGCUUCUGAUCCCCCGCGAUGAGAACGUGGAGACCAAGCAGAUCAAGACAUCCUACUCGACCACCGCAGGUACGGCGUUCGUGCAGUUUGAGAAUGUCAAGGUCCCCGUGGAGAACCUGCUGGGUGAGGAGCACAAGGGCUUCAUUGUCAUCAUGAGCAACUUCAACCACGAGCGAUUCAUGAUGGCCAGUGGUGUGAUUCGCAUGUCGAUGACCGUGGUCGAAGAGUGCCUGAAAUGGUGCAACCAGCGUUUGGUCUUUAGCAAGCAAUUGAUCGAGCAACCGGUCAUGCGACAAAAGCUCGCCCGAAUGAUCUCUCUGUGUGAAUCUAACCAGGCUUGGUUGGAAUCCAUUGCUUUCCAGAUGUGCAAUAUGACGUAUGCCCAGCAGGCCGCGAACCUGGGUGGACCGAUCGCUCUGCUCAAGUCGCACGCUACUCGGUCGGCGCAGGAGAUCGCUGAUAUGGCCACCAACAUCUACGGCGGUCGUGGAAUCACCCAGAGUGGCAUGGGCAAGGUUGUUGAGAUGUUUCACCGCACUUACAAGUUCGACGCGAUUCUGGGAGGAACGGAAGAGAUUCUGGCUGACUUGGGGGUGCGGCAGGCAAUGAAGAAGUUUCCCAAGGCCAUGUUGUAA